AUGGACAACUCUUCAGAUGCUCACAGCCGUCACCGGUGCGCGGCGUGCUACCGGCAGUUCAACCGGAUGGAGCACCUGGUGGAGCACAUGCGGACGUCGCACCACUCCCUCCACGAGCCCCGCUGCGGCGUCUGCGGCAAGCACUGCCGCUCCCUCGACGCCCUCCGCGACCACCUCGGCUUCGGCGCCUCCCUGCCCUCCAAGCCCGCCUGCGCCGCCGCCUUCCAAGCCCACGGCUGCCCGCUCUGCCUCGCCGUCUUCCCCGCCUCCGCCGCCGUACGUGCCCACCGCCCGACCUGCAAGCUCUCCGGGGCGCCCCAUCCUUCGUCGGUGCAGAGCCUCACCCGAAGCAUGUCGAGGGUGGGCGCGCGAGGCGGCCGCGGCGCGGUGGCACUCGGGUGCAAGAUGGUGGGCGGCGGGAGCGACGGCACGCUGGACGUGUGUGCGCGCGUCUGCGUCGUCGACGAGCACGAGACCAUCCUCUACGAGAGCUUCGUGAAGCCGCUCAUCCCGGUGACGCACUACCGGUACGAGACCACGGGCAUCCGGCCCGAGCACCUCCGCGACGCGCCCACGGUGAAGCAGGCGAUGAGGCGGGUGCAGGACAUCCUCCUCAACGGCGAGGAGUCCUACUCCUACUCCUCCCGCGGCGCCGCCCGGCUCCUCGUGGGCCACGGGCUGGAGCACGACCUCGACGCGCUGGGCAUGGACUACCCGGCGCACCUGAAGCGGGACACGGCGACAUACCCGCCGCUGAUGAAGACCAGCGCCAGGCUCAUGAGCAACUCGCUCCGGUAUCUCACGCGGAGCUGCCUGGGCUAUGACAUACAGACCGGCGGCCAUCAUCACCCCUACGACGACUGCGUGGCCGCCAUGCGCCUGUACAAGAGGAUGCGCGCCAUCAGCCACCUGCACCUGCAGGGCCGGCCCAAGGACGGCGAUGAUGAGUCCACGGCCAAGGCGUUCCCGGCGUGGAGGCAGCGAGAGCUGGAGCGCAUGUCGCCGGAGGAGCUCCUGGCGAUGUCCCAGCCCGACUACCGACGUUGGUGCCUCGACGACGACCGGCGAUGCUGA
This is a messenger RNA of Triticum turgidum subsp. durum (durum wheat), 1074 nucleotides long. The record is from the annotation of a GenBank genome assembly. Lineage: Eukaryota; Viridiplantae; Streptophyta; Magnoliopsida; Poales; Poaceae.